Messenger RNA from Clonostachys solani, 387 nucleotides. The record is from the annotation of a GenBank genome assembly. Lineage: Eukaryota; Fungi; Ascomycota; Sordariomycetes; Hypocreales; Bionectriaceae.
AUGGCUGAUAUCACCUCCACCUUCACGCCCCCCACGCCGUACAGUAUGCAAGGAGCGUGGUGUUGCCAGGCGCCGCCCAUCUCUAAAUCCAAUCCGCGGGAGAACCCCCAGUUCUUUUCCUCGAACCCGACAACUCUUGGAGACUUAGACGCCUUACCUUCACAUGGAGGCAAGGUUGCUCUGGCAUCGCUACAUGCCAUCCAGCAGGCAUUCUUGAUUCGCAUCUACCCAUUUGCUAGGUAUUUCCUGCCAGGGACACACGGCAGAUCACACCAUGAGCUUGGUCGGACCGCCCCAGUCCCAGUCGUAGACACCAGAAAUUCCAGGCCAAUUGGACCACCCGCUCCGAAUGAAGGAGGGGUGUGCGCCAGGCUUGCUUGGCACAUA